Molecule: messenger RNA, 2130 nt
Organism: Cucumis melo (muskmelon)
Lineage: Eukaryota; Viridiplantae; Streptophyta; Magnoliopsida; Cucurbitales; Cucurbitaceae
Product: endoribonuclease YBEY, chloroplastic
Exons: 12
Coding region: 84-1862 (592 amino acids)
Biological process (GO): rRNA processing
Molecular function (GO): metalloendopeptidase activity
Source: RefSeq, a predicted model, not a curated record
GGUUCUAAGGCUUUGGGCGCAAUCAAAUCCUUCAACCAACCAUUCUCACAAACAAAAGCAAGCAAUAGGAAGAAGAAGCUUCCAUGCUUCUCCGAGCUUCCCCUCUUCUUCGCGCCUCCCACCUUCCAUUUCCCUCUGGGAUUCACAUGGCGCUAGCUCUCCAUCUUCCUUUAUAUCCCAACUGUAAAACUUCCACUUCAUGGCGAUCUUCUUCUUCGCACUUGGUUUCUGUUUGUCAAACGAAUGGUUACGACCGUAUUUCGGCCAAAAUAAAUUUUUCACUAUUUGUUCGAAAUUUCUACGCUUUAUCGGGUUCAUACAAUAAGGUACAGGCGCCUUGUGGAAGGAUUUUUUGUGGACAAAGAGAGUAUCGAAAGGUGAGGAGACGAGUCCCAAAGCGUAAGAUUAAGGAAUUAGAGCUCAAUGUCAGUAUCUGUAUUGAAGAGGAGUUGCCGGACGACCCAGAAAUUUUGAGUAUUGCAGAAAUGCUUCGUUUGAAUGUUCCUAAGGCUCUGAAGUUUGCUCUCAACAAUUUAAAGGAUUCAGAAUACAAAACUCGAUAUAGUUCAAUAGAUGAUGUUGGUUUAUUUGAUAGUGUCGAGUUGUCCGUACUACUUUGUAAUGACGAUUUUAUUCGUAAACUUAACAAAGAAUGGAGGGAUGAGGAUCAUGCCACUGAUGUCCUGUCCAUGUCACAGCAUGUCCCGGAAUUGAAGCUUCCAAUUCUUAUGUUAGGUGAUAUUGUCAUUUCUGUUGAGACUGCUGCAAGGCAGUCGGAGGAAAGGGGGCACACACUCCUUGAUGAAAUUCGGAUACUCCUGGUGCAUGGAUUGUUGCAUCUGCUGGGAUUUGAUCAUGAGAUUAGUGAAGAGGCUGAAGAAGAAAUGGAGAAGGAGGAGGAACUACUUUUGAAGAGUUUAGAAUGGAGAGGGAAAGGGCUAAUUCAGAGUGCAAUUGAUGCUGAAACCAAUUCGAACUCAGCUGCAGUUGUUUCAGAUGACAGGAAAAAAGAAGGCAGUCUUCGAUUUUAUCGCCCAAGGUUCAGCUACAUUUUUUGUGAUAUGGAUGGUACAUUGCUCAAUAGUAAAAGUCAAAUUACUCCAACAACUGUCAGGGCUCUGAAGGAGGUCUUGUCAAGGGGUGUGAAAGUUGUUAUAGCCACUGGAAAGGCUCGCCCAGCAGUAAUUAGCAUUUUGGAGAAGGCAGGUUUAGCUGGAAAAGAUGGUGCCGUGUCUGAAUUUUCUCCUGGAGUUUUCUUACAGGGACUACUCGUAUAUGGUAGACAAGGCAAAGAAAUUUAUAGGCGGAACUUAGACCAAGAUGUCUGCAGAGGGGCAUGCCUUUAUUCCUUAGAGAAGAAAGUUCCUCUGAUUGCAUUUGGUGAAGGUCGUUGCUUAACUCUAUUUGAUCAUCCACUUGCUGAUGCAUUGCACACUGUAUACCAUGAGCCCAAGGCAGAGGUCAUGUCUUCGGUUGAGAAUCUUUUGGCUGCAGCUGAAAUACAGAAAAUUCUUUUCUUGGACACUGCCGAGGGAGUUUCACGCAUCCUACGACCAUACUGGUCAGAAGCUGCAGGGGAACACGCUUCAGUUGUUCAAGCUGUACCAGAUAUGCUUGAGAUUGUCCCCCGUGGAACCUCAAAAGGUAGUGGAGUAAAAAUGCUGCUCGAUCAUUUGGGAGUUUCUGCUGAGGAGGUAAUGGCUAUUGGAGAUGGGGAAAACGACAUUGAGAUGCUCGAGUUGGCAUCUCUUGGGAUUGCUUUGAGUAAUGGAUCAGAGAAAACAAAAGCUGUUGCUAACUUAAUUGGUCCUAGUAACGACGAAGAUGGUGUUGCGGAGGUCAUAUACCGAUAUGCAUUCUAGAGACAAUUGAUACUUUAAGAGCUUCUGGUGCAGUCAAUUAUUUAUUGAAAGAUGCAAAUUUUGACAUCAAUACAUUCUUAUUAUCUCUCCCUCGAUGAAGAAAAAACUAAGAGAGAGAAGAUUUUUUGCCAUUUCGUAGGAACUAUUGAAGUUAUCAGCAUAGUUUUUUAAAAAAGUUUUAAAUAUUUAUACACAAAAUGUCAAUGUGUUGAAUUAUUAAUAAUCCCACACUUUUUAAAGGUCAAUCAAGACUCAAGAGUUGGCUAAA